This is a messenger RNA of Menidia menidia (Atlantic silverside), 3618 nucleotides long. The record is from the annotation of a GenBank genome assembly. NCBI's taxonomy places the organism in Eukaryota, Metazoa, Chordata, Actinopteri, Atheriniformes, Atherinopsidae.
AUCGAUUCACUGGGUUCGUUGCACCUUAACGGAAAGGAGGAGCAGAAAUAUACUUAUUUACGGAGCUAGUAUGGCAACGUGAAAAUAAUGUUUACCUCUCAGGGCAUUCAGCCCGUUUGUGUUGGCUUUAACAACACAAAAAACUGUUUUCUUCACCUCCCCUCCAAACUGAUAUCUCACCUUUCCUUGAACGAGAACCAAGCCUUGGAGCUGUCUUGGGACGAUGGACCUCCUGUGUUCCUCAGCUGGACUCAAAAAAGAACCUCCUCCAGUCUGGACGACUACAACGUGGAGUUGUGUCGGCAACUCGGAGAGAAGCUUGGCCUAAAAGAAGGAGAGCAGGGCUUUCUGAGAGCCUGCAACCAAGUUUCUUCAUUGAAUCAAGUGACCGUGGAGCCCCUCUCUUCUGAUGACUGGGAGAUCUUGGAGCUUCACAGCUCUGAACUGGAGCAGCAACUACUGGAUCAGAUCAGAGUGGUUUUCCAAGGAGCUGUACUUCCUGUUUGGGUGGACAAUCACACAGUCAUCUACAUCAGAGUAGCUUCGCUCUCCCCACUGGUGCCGUAUGGCCGCCUGGAGCAGUUCACAGAGCUCCUUGUGUCUCCAAAGCUCCGCACUGGAGUCAGCAACCUCCCCGAUUCUUCUGACUUAAAUCAAGUUGUGAAUUACUCCUCCCCCUCAGCGCCAUCGUCAGAGAGCACUUCCUCUUUCCCUCACAGCCAGCAAUGGGGUGGCAUAGCUGACUUAAAAAGCCUUCUCCGCCAUAUGAUAACGGGCUCUUAUGACCCGGUUAAAGAGCCACCGCCUGUACCCGACAUCCCAUCCCUCUUCCCUGACUCCACCUACAGAGUCUGCAACUCACCGCCCGACUCUCCGGGCAGCAUAAGCUACAUCCCCUCUGGUGUGAUCCACAUGUUUCCAUGGAGCCCUGCCCUGAACACCUCGCUAGUCGGGGGUCGGUCUCCCGUGACAUACGGCCUUCUCACUAAAGUUCCAUCCCCCAAAGAGGUGAGAGACAGAAAAAAGCAGACCGUGGAGAAAAAGAAGAAUGGAGGAGUUGGCAAAGAUGGCGCCCCCGCUAAAGAAGGGAAAGAAGAGGAAGGCCAGGUGGUCAGGGUAGUGUGCCAUAGCGUUGAUAUGCUGACGGACAGCAGGAUGUGUCACAGAAACAAAGAGAUCCACAGGGGAAGAGUAUGGAUCCCCGAGGCCAGCAAGUUAAAUAUUCCGCCACAUUCAGCAGUGAGGAUUAAACCUGUGAAAACAGCCGUCAAAGUGGCCUCUAAUAUUCGAUUACAGCCUCUGAAACCUCUGCCUGAGGAGAGUGAUGAGGAGAUCCAGGCCGCCUUCCUGGGCUGGCUCCACACGCAGAGCCAUCAGCCGCUGGCCUGUCUGAGCGAGCGCUCCGGCUCCGUCCUCCUGCACGGAAACGAGGCAAAGUUGGAGUUUGCUGUGACGGUGUUGAAACCGGAGCUGCAGAAUGACCCGGUGGACCAGCUCUUCCUCCUGACCCCCACCGUCCUCAAGAAGAGAGACAUACAGGUGGACAGGCGACCAGUAGAAAUUCCCGAUGGGAACGCUGUAGCCGGAGAGCCCCAAACAGAGCUUCCCUCCCUCAGUCUUCUUGGAGGGGUUGAUGAGCUGAGCAGGGCUGGAUUUGAGUUCAUCUCUCACAGCAUUCUGGGUAGUCCCCUCUCUAGAGAGCUCGGUAUCACUGGAAGAGGACUCCUAGGAGGAGCACUGCUCAUAACUGGUGCCAAGGGGAGUGGGAAGAGCACUUUGUCCCGAGCCCUGUGCAGGAAAGCCAGGGAGGAUUUGGACGCCCAUGUGGAGGCAGUUGACUGCAAAAUGCUACAAGGCAAAAAGGCAGAAACCGUGCGGCACAUUCUGCGGGACGUUUUUGAGCAGGCGGAGUGGAAACAGCCCGCCGUGGUUCUGCUGGACGACCUGGACCAUGUGACCCGGGCCCCUUCCUCCCCGGAGCAGGAGCACGGCCCGGAGGCGCUGCUGCGGCUGCACAUCGCUCAAAGUGUGAUGGAUGUGGUGGACGAGGUGGUGCUGGACUCCAGCCUGGUGUGCCUGGUCAUCACCAGCCAGAGCGAGGACUCGCUCCACCCGGCUCUGACCGAGGUGUCCGGGUCCCACUUCAUCCAGGGGACGGUCAACAUCCAGCCCCCAGACCAGGCCCAGAGGGCAGACAUCUUGCGUCAUUUGAUCCAGAGGAAGUCUCUCCUGUCCGAGGACACCUUACACAGUCUUGACCUCAUGGCCGUUGCCAAGGAGACGGAGGGAUUCAUGGCCCAAGACCUGGCUUUGCUGUUAGAGCGUGCCACUCACGCCCACACAGUGCAAAUGGGACUCUGUGACCAAGGUGCAUGUCUGUCGAACAGAGACUUUGCUCAGGCUCUAAAGGGAUUCACGCCCCCCUCGCUGUGGGGGGCAGACCUUCACAGACCAGGGGGGGCUGGACUGGAGCGGGUGGGGGGGCUGAGCGAUGUGCGGCAGCAGCUGAUGGACACGAUUCUGCUGCCCGCUAAGUAUCCCAUCCUCUUCUCCAAACUUCCCAUUCGGCAUCGCUCGGGAAUUCUGCUCUACGGAGCGCCCGGAACGGGGAAGACACUGCUGGCCAGGGCGGUGGCCAAAGACAGCGGGAUGAACUUCAUCAGCAUUAAGGGACCUGAACUUCUCAGUAAAUACAUUGGAGCGAGCGAGCAGGGAGUCCGGGACGUUUUCCAGAGGGCCCAAGCUGCCAAACCGUGCAUCCUGUUCUUCGAUGAGUUUGACUCUUUGGCUCCGAGGAGGGGCCACGACAGCACAGGCGUCACCGACCGCGUGGUCAACCAGCUGCUCACCCAGCUGGACGGCGUGGAGGGACUCCAGGGUGUUUAUGUGCUUGCAGCCACCAGCCGUCCAGAUUUAAUUGACCCAGCCCUGCUGAGACCUGGACGCCUGGACAAGUCCCUCUACUGCCCUCCUCCUGACCACGAGGCUCGUGUGGAGAUCCUGAGGGCCCUGAGCGAGGGCAUGCCGCUGGCGCCGGACGUGGACCUGGAGCAGCUGGCGGCGCUGACGGAGACGUUCACCGGCGCCGACCUGAAGGGGCUUCUGUACAGCGCCCUGCUGGAGGCCGUCCACAGCCGGCUGGGAACGGCCUCACCACAGGAGCUGAACUCGGGCUCAGACAGCAACAUGAGCCUGUCCUCCAUGAUUUUCCCGAACAACAGCAGCGGUUCAGAGGACUCAGCGGCAGAGGGAGACCAGCGCACGGGCCUGAACCAGUCCAUGGUUCUUCUGGAGCCCAGUGAGCUUCACGUGGAGGACGAGGAGUCCCACGGCAACAUCUGGAGGCUGUACUUCGGAAGUUCUUAUGAGUCCGAGUCAGGAAAUUCACCAAUUUCAAGACCGCAGAACUUGCCAUGCAACUCAGGACCCAACUCCAAGACACACAAAUUCCUGGGAGCAUCAGAUCAUGAGCCGGUUACCACUCUUCCUCCUGCUUACAUGUCCUCUAUCCAGAUAGGAUAUGAAGAACUUGCCCCAGAGAAGCUGGAGCGCCUCCAAGAAGACAUCAGUAAUAUCAAAAAGAGCUACAAGAGAGCAAAUGUAAUGGAUAGCAAUUAA